AUGGAAGGUCAAACGGACCAUUUCCCCGGAAUCCCACCAUUCCCGGACAAUGUACCUACUGCUCCUCUAUUCCGCCUCUCCUUAAAGGCUCUGCUUGCCGGGGACAAAGCAGAGAAGCAGAAACUAGUCGAAGCGAGCGAGGAGAUCGGCUUCUUCUACCUCGAUAUGCGCGAUGCAGACACGCUGAGCCAUAUCCUGGAAGAUGCAGACAAGUUGUUUGAUAUAGGAGUUGGCUUGUUUCAGCUUCCACUAGAAGAGAAAAAGAAGUAUGACUUCAGUGCUCAGAAGUCUUACUUCGGGUACAAGGCACAGGGUGCUGCGGUCGUCGACCGACAGGGGAAUCUGGAUAGGAAUGAGUUCUAUAACGUAUCCAAAGACGACAUCAUGGCCAUAUCAGAGCCACUACCAGCUCCAGACAUCCUGAAGAGGAAUCGACAUGUUUUCGACUCGUUCAUCAAAUGCUCCCAUUCCAUUGUCACGCUUAUCCUCAAUUCCCUCAACGCAAGCUUGGGUCUUCCAGAGUCGGCCUUGGCCGAUCUCCACCGUCUUCACGCUGUAAGUGGCGAUCAAGUACGCUUCGUCAAGGCGCCUCCACAGCCUGCCGAUGACCGGCGUACUGCUCUCGGCGAGCAUACGGAUUUUGGAAGCGUAACCAUUCUCUUCAACCGCCUGGGAGGACUCCAAGUUCUUCCCCCAGGUCCAGACGCAGAGUGGCAGUAUGUGAGACCGCUGCCGGGACACGCAAUUGUCAAUCUAGGAGAUGCUAUGGUGAAGUUCACGAAUGGACUCCUUCGUUCGAAUAUCCACCGUGUCGUUUCUCCUCCGGGCGAGCAAGCGGACCUCACUCGGUAUAGUCUGGUCUAUUUCUCAAGGCCAGAGGAUGACGUCCCACUGCGGCGUUUGGAGGGAUCUUCGCGUAUUCCAGACUUGGAAGAUGGUGUAGUGGAAGAGGCUAUCAAGAGCAAAGACUGGAUUAUCCGUCGUGCCCUGGGUAGGAGGGUGGAUGUACCUGGUAUUGGAUACGACAAGUCAGCCGGGACGGAAAUGCUGAGUAGGAGGUUAAAAGUGUAG
This is a messenger RNA of Aspergillus mulundensis, 1071 nucleotides long. Its product is annotated as putative oxidoreductase, 2OG-Fe(II) oxygenase family. Lineage: Eukaryota; Fungi; Ascomycota; Eurotiomycetes; Eurotiales; Aspergillaceae. Gene Ontology annotation, molecular function: dioxygenase activity. The record is from RefSeq and is a predicted model, not a curated record. The transcript is spliced from 2 exons. Bases 1 to 1071 code for a protein of 356 amino acids.